UACAAGUGCCACUUCAGAAUUCUCGACGACCGGUGCAGAGACCACGCCUGAGACAGGGACUACAAUAUCAACUGCAGCAUCAACAAGAUCAUCAGCAUCAACAACUGAAAGCAGCUCCACUUCAACAUCAGCAGCGGAAUCAACAACAGUCUCAACAUCACAGGGCACUACUACAAGUGAAACCUCAACUGCAAGUACAGUGACCACCACUGGAGUACCAAGUUCUACAUCAACUCCUGCUUCCACAAGUACUGCAGAAUCAACAGCCACAAGCAGCUCCAUUACAAUCCCUACAGUUGAAUCCACAACAACUGCAACAACAGAAGGACUUACGACAACUGAAGCAGAUACGUCAACUGCUAGUACAGAGACAAGCACUGCACAGGCAACCUCUUCAUCAACUCUUGCAUCAACGAGCACAUCUAGUGCAACAAGCACCGCAAGUUCCACUCCAGCUUCGAAAAGCAUCUCAACAUCACCGCUCACUACAAGUGAAACUUCACUUACAAGUAUGGAGUCCACCCGUGAAGUACUGAGGUCUACAGCACGUCUUGCACCAUCAAAUUCAACAGAAUCAACAACUACAAGCAGCUCUCGCCCAACGGCUGCAGUUGCAUCUACGACAUCUGAAACAACACAAGCUUCAACAAGAACUGUCAUAUCAGAAACUCUAACUACCAGUGCAGAGACCAUCAGUGCAAUUGUGACUACAACAUCAACUCCAGCAUCAACUAGUUCAACACCACAAACAACUGAGAGCAGCUCCAUUUCUACAUCAACAUUGGAAUCAACUCCAGUUUCGGUGCAGGCCAGUACAACAAGUGGAAACACAACUGCAAGUACACACACCACUACAAGGGCACCAAGUUCUGAACUGUCUCUCACAUCAACAAGUUCAUCAGCACCAACAACUGAAAGCAGCUCCACUUCAACAUCAGCAGCGGAAUCAACAACAGUCUCAACAUCACAGGGCACUACUACAAGUGCAUCAACUGAAACCUUGACUGCAAGUACCCAGGCCAUCUUCACAGGACCAUCCUCUACAUCAGCUGCUGCAUUGACAAGUACUACAGCAGCAACAACUGCAGAAAACUCUACUGAAGCACUUAGAACUGAAUCAACUACAAUGACAGCAACAACACUCACUACAAGAGAAUCAUCCUCAGCAGAAACUACUUCAAUAUCUGUUCAAACCUCAACAAAUUUCCCUGUCACAAGCUCAGCAGCAACAGCGACCACCAGUGAAACAUCCACAACAAACACAACCCACCUACUGACAGUUGAACCCCCCAUUGUGCCUGAAACUGACAAGCCAAUUCAAACUCAAACAAAAAAAUUUAACGUAACCUUCAUUGUGCUUUCACUGCCAUUCACACCAGUUCUCCAAAAUCUCACUUCCCCAUUAUACCUGGCUGAGUCAAGAAAUAUUAUUGAGAAGCUCAAUAAUCUGUAUGCAAACAGCAAAGUAAAUUCAACAUUCUUGGAUUGUCAACCAUUAUCUUUUAGAUCUGCAAAUGAUGGUAACAGUACAGUUGAAGCAUUCUGUAAUUUUAUAAAGAGUGCCAAUGGCCAGCAAGUUGAUGAAGUUCAACUCUACCAUGAAUUCCGAGACAACACACAAGGCAUCACCAGCUUAGGAAACUAUUCAUUGGACAAUAACAGCCUCUAUGUAGAUGGUUAUCAUGAAUCAUCAGUUUUGACAACAACAACAUCAGCAGUGACAACAACGCAAACUCCAAAUUUGGGACAGAAGCGCAUUGAACUUAAUGUGACCUUUGUCAUCACCAACCUAGAGUUCAUACAAAGUCUACAAAAUUCCAGUUCCUUGCUGUUUAAUUCUACAUCAAAUGAUGUCUCUGGACAGCUCACUGCCCUGUUCAAUGAAAGUAAAAUUAAGGAAACAUUUUCAGAUUGCAAAGUUGUCUCCUUCAGCUUGGCAAAUGGUGGCAGCACCAGCGUGUAUGCAAUCUGCACGUUUAGAAAUGAUUCCACUGCUCAGGAGAUUGAUAAAGUUACUGUGUACCAUGAGUUCAGAGACAAUACAAAGAACAUUUCCACCUUGAGAACAUAUUCACUGGACAAUAACAGCCUCUACGUGAAUGGUUAUCAUGAAUCAACACCUUUCCCUACAGUAACACCAGUGGUGACAACAACGCAAACUCCAAAUGUGGCAGAGAAGCCUAUUGAAUUUAACAUUACCUUUAUCAUCACUAACCUGGAGUUUACAGAAAAUCUACAAGAUUCCAAUUCCUCACUGCACAAUUCUACAUCAGAUAUUAUUGCCCACCAGCUCACGACCCUGCUCAACAAGAGUAAAAUUAAUGAAACAUUUUUACAUUGCAAAGUUGUUUCCUUCAGUGUGGCAAAUGUUGCCAACACCAGCGUGUAUUCAAUCUGCACAUUUAGAAAUGAUUCUAUGCAGGAUUUUAAUAGAGUUACUGUGUACCACGAAUUCAGAGACAACACAAACAACAUCUCCACCUUAGGAAUCUACUCAUUGGACAAUAACAGCCUCUAUGUAAAUGGUUAUCAUGAAUCAACACCUUUUCCAACACUGCCAACAGCUUUGACAACAACACAAAUUCCAAAUGUGGCAGAGAGGCCCAUUGAAUUUAAUGUUACUUUCAUAAUCACCAAUUUGGAAUUUACACAAAGUCUACAAGAUUCUAGUUCCUUGCUGUACAGUUCUGCAUCAGACAUUAUUUCCCACCAGCUCAAUGCCCUGUUCAACAGGAGUAAAAUUAAUGCAACAUUUUCACAUUGCAAAGUUGCUUCCUUCAGCCUUGCAAAUAUUGGCAACACCAGCGUGUAUGCAAUCUGCUCAUUUAGAAAUGAUUCCACUGCUCAGGAGAUUGAUAAAGUUACUGUGUAUCACGAGUUCAGAGACAACACAAAGAACAUCUCCACCUUAGGAAUGUAUUCACUGGACAACAACAGCCUCUACGUAAACGGUUACCAUGAACCAAUUCCUUUACCAACAAUAACACCAGAAGUGACAACAACGCAAACUCCGAGUUUGGAAGAGCAGUUUAUUGAAUUCAAUGUGACCUUUGUCAUCACUAACUUAAAGUUUACACAACCUCUACAAGAUUCCAAUUCCUUGCUUUUCAAGUCUGCUUCAAAUAUUAUUUCUCACCAGCUCACUGAAUUGUAUGGCAAGAGCAAAAUUAAUUCAACAUUUUUAACUUGCGAAACUGUUUCUUUCCGUCCGACAAAUAUUGGCAGUUCCAGUGUGUAUUCAAUUUGCAAGUUCAGAAAUGAAUCUACACCUGAGAAGGUUGAUAAAGUUAUUGCGUACAACGUUUUCCGAAACAACACAAAAAACAUCUCAAUCUUAGGAGCAUAUUCGCUGGACAAUAACAGCCUCUACGUAAAUGGUUACCAUGAAACAAUUCCUUUGCCCACACCAUUUGUGACUACAACUCCAAACCCGCAAGCCGAGUCCUUCGAUUUUAAUGUGACCUUCAUCAUUACUAACUUGGUAUCAACAGCAAACCUAAUAUCACCCAAUUCUGCACUACACAAAUCUGCCUCAAGUAUUAUUAAUUUCCAGUUAAACAACCUGUUUAAAAACAGCAACAUCAAUAGAACAUUCUCAAGCUGCAAAGUUCAAUCAUUCAGUCCUGCAAAUGCUGCCAGCACCAGUGUCUACACAAUCUGUACAUUCACAAAUGGUUCCAAUCCUCAGGAUGUUAAUAGAGUUACAGCGUACCAUGAGAUCAGGGACAACACAAAGGACAUUUCCACUUUGGGAGCAUAUUCACUGGAUAGCAACAGCCUCUAUGUGAAUGGUUACCAUGAAGAGGCUCCUUCAGCCUCACCAUCUGUGACCACAACUCCAAACCUGCAACCACAGUCCUUUGAUUUUAAUGUGACCGUCAUUAUUACUAACCUGCCUACAACAGCAAAUCUAAUAUCACCCAAUUCUGCACUGCACAAAUCUGCCUCAAAUAUUAUUGCCUACCAGCUGAACAACCUGUUUAGAAAUAGCAAUAUCAGCAAAACGUUCUCAAGUUGCAAAGUUCAGUCAUUCAGUCCAGCAAAUGAUGCCAGCACCAGUGUGUACACAAUCUGUACAUUCACAAAUGAUUCCAAUCCUCAGGACGUUAAUAGAGUUACAGCGUACCAUGAGAUCAGGGACAAUACAAAGGACAUUUCCACUUUGGGAGCAUAUUCAUUGGAUAGCAACAGCCUCUAUGUGAAUGGUUACCAUGAAGAGACUCCUUCAGCCACACCAUUUGUGGCCACAACUCCAAACCUACAAACAAAUUCUUUUGAAUUUAACGUGACCUUCAUUAUUACUAACUUGGUUCCGACCUCAAAUCUAAUAUCUUCCAAUUCUGCACUGCACAAAUCUGCAUCAAAUAUUAUUGCUUACCAGUUGAACGACCUGUUUACUAACAGUAACAUCAACAAAACAUUCUCAAGCUGCAAAGUUCAAUCAUUCAGUCCAGCAAAUGCUGCCAGCACCAGUGUGUACACAAUCUGUACAUUCACAAAUGAUUCCAAUCCUCGGGAGGUUAAUAGGGUUAGUGCAUACCGUGAGAUCAGGAACAACACAAAGGACAUUUCUACCUUGGGAGCAUAUUCACUGGAUAGCAACAGUCUCUACGUGAAUGGUUACCACGAAGCAGCUCCUUCAGCCCCACCAUUUGUGGCCACGACACCAAAUCUUCAACCCAAGUCCUUUGAUUUUAGUGUGACCUUCACUAUUACUAACUUGGUUCCAAUAACUAAUCUAAUAUCAUCCAAUUCUGCACUGCACAAAUCUGCCUCAAAUAUUAUUGCUUACCAAUUGAACGACCUGUUUACAAACAGCAACAUCAACAAAACAUUCUCAAGCUGCAAAGUUCAAUCAUUCAGUCCAGCAAAUGAUGCCAGCACCAGUGUGUACACAAUCUGUACAUUCACAAAUGAUUCCAAUCCUCAGGACGUUAAUAGAGUUACAGCGUACCAUGAGAUCAGGGACAAUACAAAGGACAUUUCCACUUUGGGAGCAUAUUCACUGGAUAGCAACAGCCUCUACGUGAAUGGUUAUCAUGAAUCAACUCCUUUAAUCACUGAAGCCCCUGUUGAGGUAGUGACGCUGCAACCAAAUAAAGAGAUAAAACCCAUUGACUUUAAUGUGACUUUCACAAUAAAUAACCUGGAAUUUAAAUCAGAAUUACAAAACAUCAAUUCUGCUGAAUAUACAACUACGUCAAGCAAUGUUAUUAGUUUGCUCAACAAUCUGUACAAAAGCAGCAAGGUAAAUGAAACAUUCACAAAUUGUGAGCUCGUAUCUUUCAGUUCUGCGAAUCAAGGCAAUAGUAAAGUUGAAGCACGCUGUUCUUUUAAAAAUAAUCCUACCAUUCCAGGAGUUGAUAAAGUCAUUGUUUAUAAUGAAUUCAGAGACAACACUGAGAAAAUCACUGCAUUAGGAAUAUAUGCAUUGAACAAAGACAGCCUCUAUGUGGAUGGUUAUCACGAAUUGGAACCAACUACAGCACCAACUAUAUUGUCACCUGAAGUCCGAGAAGGCGAUUUGCCAUUUGAGCUUAACUUCACCAUAAUAAACAGAAAUUUCACUGAAGCACUUAAUGAUCCAAAUUCCCGUGAAUACCAAAGCAUUGUUGCCAAUGUUACCAAAAUGCUUGAAGAGUUGUAUAAAAACAGUGCUUUAAAGGAUAGCUACCGUUUCUGUAAAGUUACAGGACUGAGAAUUGGAUCAGUGAAAUGUAUCUGCACAUGUUACUUUGAUCCUUCUGCUGUGAAUGAACCAGUGAUAGCAGAACAAGUCAAAGCAGAGUUUGCCAUGGGAACAAAUUCAACAAACUUGCUUGGAAAUGUCUACCAGCUGAGAAAUACCAGUUUGGCAGUAGAAGCUAAAGCACCAGUCUCCAGUGACAGAACAGAAAUACCAUAUUGGGCAAUCAUAUUGAUCGUGCUGGGAAUACUGCUUAUCCUUUUCCUGCUCUUCCUCUUUUGUUUAUUAAUUACAUUAUGUCUGAAAAAGAAGUUUCAUGGAUCCUACAACAUGAUGCAACAUCCUACUGGGCUCUACUUUCCUCAUCAGAAAUUCUACUGAUAAAUAAUAAACAUGCAAAUUACUUACAUAUUUAACAAUUUAGCAGUCCUUAAAAGAACAUGAUUAUAUUUGUGUAGUUACUAUUUAAUGUUGGAUCCCAAAUUGAGAAUGUAUGCUUCUCAUUGAAAGCUAAAUUCUGCCAAAAAGCACUUAAAAAUACAUAAUAAAAUAGAAAUAGUGGUUGCUAUAAAUGUCAGGCUGAAAUAACUAUUUGAAUCUGUUAAAUAUGUCACAAAGAAAUUAACAAAGUUAUGAUAAAUAAACACUAGAAACGUCUUCACCCAAAUUUUUGUACAAUUCGAAGAUUUGUCUGUGAUUUGUCAAUCUUUUUGUACUGCUGAUUAAGUAUAAUAACUAGGAAGUAAUUGACUAAGGUGCUAAAGAAAGUACUGUGAUCACUCAGUUCACUUUCCUUAUUAGUCAUAUUCUGAUGAAAGAAUAAAAACUUCUGACGUUCUAUAUUCAGGAGGGAUACAUUCAAGAUUCUGCUUGGAGUAUGACAUAUGAGGAAUAGACAAACAAAACAAUGUCAAAAUUGGCAAACAGCUGAGUUCUUUUGAGUCACAGCUUUCCAUGUAAAUCAGUUGCAGUAAUUUAUUGUCACCAGUUGGUUGUCUUCCGCAUUAUCUCACAUGUUAUAUUUAUCUGUACUUUAUUCAAAUUAACAUCAACUAUUGCUGUUGUGCUCAAAUAGUAACAUUAUAUAUUUGUAAUAAAUUAUUUAAAAUAAUUUACAUAACAUGGCAAACAGAUUAAACUAUUUAUUAAAACCUUAUUUUUCUGAGAACUGAAUAUUUACAAUGUGGUCUAUUUUUGUAAGU
Rhincodon typus (whale shark) is the source of this 6888-nucleotide messenger RNA. RefSeq names its product mucin-16-like. NCBI's taxonomy places the organism in Eukaryota, Metazoa, Chordata, Chondrichthyes, Orectolobiformes, Rhincodontidae. Bases 512 to 6067 code for a protein of 1851 amino acids. The transcript is spliced from 53 exons. The record is from RefSeq and is a predicted model, not a curated record.